AUGACGCAGAAGUACGAAUUUAUCGCCAGCCUGUUGGACGUUGGAGAGAGCCAGGCAACCAAGCUGCCCGGUGCUUUGUUUCAGCAAAAUUUGUGCCUUGGCAAGGGUGGCAGUCGGAGAUUGAGGUCGAAGUGGGUGGCUUAUGUUGUUGAUGGCAAGAGAUCAAAGCAGAGGAUGUUUGGACAAGGGGAGGAAAAUAGAGGGAUAGAAACGAGGUAG
Messenger RNA from Sporothrix schenckii 1099-18, 219 nucleotides. RefSeq lists its product as uncharacterized. The transcript has a single exon. Lineage: Eukaryota; Fungi; Ascomycota; Sordariomycetes; Ophiostomatales; Ophiostomataceae. Bases 1 to 219 code for a protein of 72 amino acids. The record is from RefSeq and is a predicted model, not a curated record.